Molecule: messenger RNA, 728 nt
Organism: Aspergillus uvarum CBS 121591
Lineage: Eukaryota; Fungi; Ascomycota; Eurotiomycetes; Eurotiales; Aspergillaceae
Product: glycoside hydrolase
Exons: 3
Coding region: 276-647 (123 amino acids)
Biological process (GO): glucan catabolic process
Molecular function (GO): hydrolase activity, hydrolyzing O-glycosyl compounds
Source: RefSeq, a predicted model, not a curated record
CCGAUUCCUCCAGUGGCGGUCUCAGGGGGAUGCGCCCAAUUCUGCCUCCGAGAUUAAGCAGUGGAACCGUUGAAUUGCCAGGGAAUCUUCCGCCUAGCUUCGGUGCCUGGACGAUCGAGUGGUAUAAGAACGAGAGCCCCCGGCCGUUCGUCUUUGCUGCUUGGCACAUCACAAUCAAGACUGGCUCUUGACGUUCCUUCUUUACUCUCACAUUCAUUCAUUCUUUUCAUCAGUCACUCUUUUAAUCGACCAGAUCGAUAUACAUUCUUUUCAAAAUGAGAAUCAGCAACUUGGUUAUCGCGGCCUCUGCUGCCGGCAUGGUUAACGCUCUUCCCAAGCGUGAGAUGAAGAAGCGUGCUUCCUCUGGCUUCACCUUCUUCGGUGUUAGUGAGUCUGGUGCCGAGUUUGGUUCCGGCGUUGGUACUCUGGGAACCACCUACACCUGGCCUACGACCAGCCAGAUCCAGAUCCUGAGAGAGGCGGGCAUGAACAUGUUCCGUAUUCCCUUCCUGAUGGAGCGUCUUACUCCCGACAGCAUCACCGGCUCGCUCGCUUCUGCCUACCUCAGUGACCUCAAAUCGACCGUCCAGUUCGUCACUGACAGCGGAGCUUACGCUGUCCUCGAUCCCCACAACUAUGGAAGAUAGUAGGUCGACCGGCAUUCUGUGCUAGGCGUGGCUAAUAAUCUACUAGCAAUGGAAACAUCAUCACUUCCACCUCUGAUUUCC